AUAGGAACGUCCUACGCCCCGGUAGUAGUAAACCUAUACUAUGCUUUUUUCGAAAGAGCUCUCCUCCCUAGAUAUCCGAAGAUUCGCUUCUAUAAACGCUAUAUAGACGAUAUCUUCUUGCUGUUUAAAGGGACAGAAGAAGAACUUGUUAGCCUACAAUCAGCCUUUGUUAUUAAAGGACUAACGAUUAAUUGGGAACAUUCGAAAACAAGCACGCACUUUCUAGAUGUGCUUCUACUUAACGAAUCCAAUAGGCUAGUAACUUCGAUGUAUCGCAAGUUUCUAAACAAGUAUAUAUAUAUCCCGUAG
Molecule: messenger RNA, 309 nt
Organism: Pseudocercospora fijiensis CIRAD86
Lineage: Eukaryota; Fungi; Ascomycota; Dothideomycetes; Mycosphaerellales; Mycosphaerellaceae
Exons: 1
Source: RefSeq, a predicted model, not a curated record